Papaver somniferum (opium poppy) is the source of this 1129-nucleotide messenger RNA. RefSeq names its product B3 domain-containing protein Os01g0723500-like. The record is from RefSeq and is a predicted model, not a curated record. Bases 68 to 928 code for a protein of 286 amino acids. Lineage: Eukaryota; Viridiplantae; Streptophyta; Magnoliopsida; Ranunculales; Papaveraceae. Gene Ontology annotation, molecular function: DNA binding. The transcript is spliced from 4 exons.
CUUCAUCAGUAACUAGAAGAGUUCCUGAAUUUUCAAGAUCUUUUUCUCCCCUCAAAGCUUCAACAAAAUGAAAGUCCCUGUAGAGUUCUUGGAACAAUUAACAUGUGAAAUUCCUAAAAUAUUUUCUUUGCGUGGUCCAAGUGGAAAAGUUUGGAGAGUACGCUUACUUGAGAUGGGUGAUGGAUAUUACUUUGAAAACGGAUGGCAAGACUUUGUGAUUGAUAACUUCGUGAGCGAUCAAGAUAUUUGUGUUUUUAAAUAUGUUAAUGAGAAUUGGUUACAAGUGCAAAUAUUUGAGCAAAAUGGAUGUGAAAAAGAAUCUGCAUUUGAAGCCAAUUGCAGUCAAACAUCCACAACUAAUUGUUCUGCAGGACGCUGGGGGGAAAAGGCAGUGAAGAAUCAAGGUAAGUUUCCAAUAUUUAAAGGUCGAGCAUCUACAAUGAAUCGUUCUGCAAGAUGCUGGGGAAAAAAGGCAGUGAAGAAUCAAGGUGAAAGACUAGGAGGACCUUUAAUAUCACAAAGACGUGACAUCACAGCGGAAGAAGAAAAUAUGGCAUUGGAUGCAGCACUUGGGUUUGUCUCUAGAAAUCCCUAUACAGUGAUCACUAUGCGAAAUUCCCAUGUUUAUACUGGAUACUGUCUGCCAUUGCCACGCUCAUUCUGCAAUGAGCAUCUUCCUGAUCGCAGUCAAGAUAUGACUUUGAGGGAUCCUCGUGGGGAAGUGUGGGGUGUCAGGUUUUACUUUUUCAUGAAUGAAACUCAGCAGAUUGGACAACUUACUACAGGGUGGCGUAAGGUUUCCUUCACAAACAACAUCGAAGCUAGUGAUGUGUGUAUCUUAGAACUCGUUAAACCAGACGAGUUCCAGUUGCAUAUUUUCAGGGUUGUAGAAGAGAUCACACCAUUGAAAAGACAACGUGAUAUUUGAACAGAAACUGAUAGUAAUGAACAGGUAACCUAUUCUGCUUCCAAGGCGUCAGUACAGAAUGAUCCUUAUUUUGGAGUUCAUUUACUGCCUAAACCAUUUAGUAAAACAAUGAGAAUUACUAGUAUUGUAUCUUAAUUUUGCCUUAUUAGUUACUGUUAAUCUAAUUUCUAGACGUAAAUGUACUCUGGUAAUGUUAUGUCU